Cercopithifilaria johnstoni is the source of this 1062-nucleotide messenger RNA. Lineage: Eukaryota; Metazoa; Nematoda; Chromadorea; Rhabditida; Onchocercidae. The record is from the annotation of a GenBank genome assembly.
AUGAUUAGCAGCUUGGACGAUCAGCAGCUCUCACCAAUGCAAUCAACAUCAGAACUCGGUGAUUCACGGAAAGAGUUAAGACAAACUGAAUGUUGUGUACAUGGACGGCCAUGUGCCAUUGCAUCCAGGCUAUCACGGGAAAAGGAGAAAGAAGCCAGUUAUCACUCUUCAUCAGGUUUACACGAUAGCUCGAUAGCUUCUGGUUAUAAAAGUAUUUCCAAGAAGUCUGAGCCACAUGUUCAUGAGAAUGUUUCGUACAAUCUGCGCAAAAAGGUUGAACGUGAAGCACUUGAUGUUCCAACACGUACGUGGAAUUUCCGUGCUUCUCACCUUUCGCCCUCUAUCACCAAUUCUGAUCCCGAAAUUGAAGAGGAAGGAUUACAACGCAUUCGCAAUAAAGAAAGACAUACCGGACGCAGGGUGGAAGGUGUAUGUUUGUCUCGAACCAAGGAUGCAUCAUCCAUAGAAGAAGAGAAGAAGCGGGUCAUCUCAAACGAAAGAUAUGACGGUUAUGAAAUGAUGCGUCCGACCACUUUGGCACCGCCGCCGACGCCUACCGAAGAGGCAUUGUGGACAGCCCGAAGACAUGGUUCCAUGGACGUAUCACCAUCAGUCGAAGCCUAUAUUGGAGUAAUGACCGCAAAGAAAGCUGAAGAAUACGUUGUCAAGCCUGCUUCAUUUAAACUCUACCAUAUGAUGCCAAAAAUUGAAUCGUUGAACCAUGUGUUACCAGCACUUGGUCUUUAUAUUAUUUAUCGGAGUGGUACAGGUCAUGUAUAUCACUAUCCAAUCAGACAACGUAAGCAAAAUGUGGAUGAUUCAAAGACAAGAUCCAAACUUUCAAGGCUUACCAAUCUCCAAAGACAAUUCAAGGCUGUUCGGGUAGAAUACGGUGAUCCAAUGGCACCAUGGUUUUUCACCCUGGAUGCAUUGGUCAGCUACUAUAACGUUUAUGUACACUUACAUGAAGUGGAUGGUGAAUGUGUCGCAGAUAUAUUUCCUCCUAAUGAAAUAGGGCACAUCAGUAAAUCAUAUCAACAUGCAUCAUCAGUGUUCCAUUGA